AUUAUCUUUAAAACACAUGUUAAUUUAAGCUAUUUAUCAAGCUUACAAAAAUUUGAUUGGAAUAUUUAAUUUUAACGGUAUAAUAUGAACUAUACACUACAACUCCACAGUAACAACCGAACCUAUCCUGUUCCUCGUGGUCUUCAUGAUCUUAUGGCCGACAUAGCUCGAGAGGUUCUGAGACACAAACCAAUGCAAAUAGAACAUUUCAUAUUUAAAUACCUUGACUCCUUGAUGAGGAUAAAAAGAUUUGCUAAAGGCGUAGCACCAGAAGUAGACAAGACUAUAAGUGCUGGAGCAAAAAAAACCAAAUUGCUCCUUGAUUUGGGAUUAACACCAGAUCAGGCAGAUGUUGCAGCAUCCAAGUUGCAGGCUCUAGUGAGAGGACAUAUGGCAAGGAAACAAUUUAAAGAUAUUGUUGACAAAAAAGAUUCUUUUAAAACCAGUCUUCAUGAUGUAUCUUAUAUGACAUCCAAAAUACUGAAAAAAUAUAAUCUAACACCAGCCCAAGCAAAUGCCAUUUGUACUAAGAUUCAGGCAGCUUUUAGAGGUUGGAUGGUGAGAAAGGCAACAAUAUGCAAUGUUCCUUCACAUGAAUCUUGGAGACAUGAUUGGCUUUGGAAAGAAUUCCAAAUGUCACCAUCUGAAGUCAAGGCAGUUACUCGUGCAGAAAAGAAGUCUCAUUCUAAGGGAGAAGAGUUAUUGUUUCAACCUAGAAGGUCAAUUGAUAUUGAUCACAUCAAGUUUAUGACAGCAUUUAAAGGAGAACUGGCUGAUUAUGAUGACAGGUCAGAUACAUCUAGUAUUGCGGAUACUACCCCAUCAGAAGAAGAAACAGAAGGAAAACAAAUAGAAGAAGAAAAAUCCGCUGAAAAACAUAAGAAAUUUGAAGUACAUUAUCCUGAAAAAGAAGAAAUAGUGGAGGAAGAGCAUGAAGAAGUGAUGGAGGAAUCUCAAAAGAAUUCAACAAAGCCUCCAACAGAAGUUAGUGAUGAACCACAAAGUAAACUUGAUCUAACUGAAAAAUUAGAGGAAGAAAAAUUAUUAGAAGCAGAUGAAGUGGAACAUGAAGAAAGGGAAUUAGUCGGUGAAACAGAACACAGUGAAGAAAACGCACAUGAAGAACAUCAUGAAUAUAUUGUUGAUGAAAAUGAGCCAUUCGUUGAGGAGCAGGAACAUGAAGUGCUUAUAACAAGAAAUAUUGAUAACUUAAGUCCUGAGGAAUCUGAAUUUUAUUUUGAAAAUAAAUUUGGAGAGGUUGAGGAAUUGGCCCAAGAAGAGUUUAUUAGAGAAGAAUGAAAAUAUUAAUAAAAUGAGUAAAACAACAUUGAUAAUUUAUUUGUAAUAAUUGAAAAAACCAAAAACAAAAAUCAAAACCUCAAUGUUCCAUGUCCGAUAAAUCUUUACAAGAAUUCAUCAAACAUUGUAAAAUGAAGCUUACUCAAAAUUUGUAAUUAAUAGAUUCUAUUGUAAAAUAGAGUAUUUGUCUAGAAUCGAGCCCAGAUUGACUGCUAAUUGCCAAUGUUAUAACCUGAACACUGAUAAUUCUGAUAAGAUAAGG
This is a messenger RNA of Nezara viridula (southern green stink bug), 1561 nucleotides long. The record is from the annotation of a GenBank genome assembly. Lineage: Eukaryota; Metazoa; Arthropoda; Insecta; Hemiptera; Pentatomidae.